AUGGCGUCAAAGGGUGGUGAAAAAAGACAGAGAGAUGAAGAAGGGAAUAGAGGAAAUAAAAGACAAAAGGGUACCGACGGAGAGGCAACCCAAAGGAGAACCAUUGAAUUGGUGAGGAAAUUAUUUAACGAACGAGAUAGAGAAAAACGGGAACAAAAUAUUGAGGCAAUUGCACAAAUGGUCGUCGCUAGAAAUGAUAAACACUCACAAAUAAAUAGAUUAGCUGAAAUGGUUAAGAAAACAAAAACUUUAUAUAAAGAAAAACGUAGUUACAAUAUAGAGGAUCGUGACCUUAUAGAAUUAGCAGCACUUGUGCAAUCACAUCAAAAUGUCAGCGUCCCAAAAAAAGCCUUUUCGGUGCGUCAAAUACGCACUCAUGAACGUUUUGGUUAUACUGAAUAUAUAUACGAUGUAAAU
Messenger RNA from Paramuricea clavata, 417 nucleotides. Lineage: Eukaryota; Metazoa; Cnidaria; Anthozoa; Malacalcyonacea; Plexauridae. The record is from the annotation of a GenBank genome assembly.